This is a messenger RNA of Knipowitschia caucasica, 861 nucleotides long. The record is from the annotation of a GenBank genome assembly. Lineage: Eukaryota; Metazoa; Chordata; Actinopteri; Gobiiformes; Gobiidae.
AUGCCUCAGCCGUGGGGGAGCGGUUUAUGGAGUCGUCUCUGCGGCCGUAAUGUUAGCGCUCCCUCUGGACCCGCCUCUCUGGACCCGCCUCUCUGGACACGUCUCUCUGGACCCGCCUCUCCGGACCUGCCUCUCUGGACACUCUCUGGACCUGCCUCUCUGGACCCGUCUCUCUGGACCCGCCUCUCUGGACCCGUCUCUCUGGACCUGUCUCUCUGGACCCGCCUCUCUGGACCUGCCUCUCUGGACCUGCCUCUCUGGACCUGCCUCUCUGGACCCACCUCUCUGGACCCGCCUCUCUGGAUCCACCUCUCUGGACCCGCCUCUCUGGACCGCCUCUCUGGACCUGCAUAUCUGGACCUGCAUAUCUGGACCUCUGGACCCACCUCUCUGGACCGCCUCUCUGGACCUGCCUCUCUGGACCUGCCUCUCUGGACCUGCCUCUCUGGACCCACCUCUUUGGCCUCGCUCUCUGGACCCACCUCUCUGGACCCGCCUCUCUGGACCGCCUCUCUGGACCUGCCUCUCUGGACCUGCCUCUUUGGACCUCUGGACCCGCCUCUCUGGACCUGCCUCUCUGGACCUGCCUCUCUGGACCUGCCUCUUUGGACCUCUGGACCCGCCUCUCUGGACCUGCCUCUCUGGACCUGCCUCUCUGGACCUGCCUCUCUGGACCUGCCUCUCUGGACCUGCCUCUCUGGACCCACCUCUUUGGCCUCGCUCUCUGGACCCACCUCUCUGGACCCGCCUCUCUGGACCUGCCUCUCUGGACCUGCCUCUCUGGACCCGUCUCUCUUCCACAGGGACCAAUUUUGGAAUAAUAAAGACCGAAAUAACACUUGUUUUUACCUUGGUACAUAA